AUGCGCGUCAAUUUCGCUAUUGCUGCCGUCUUGGCCCUCGUCGUGAAGAGCGCCAGUGCCUUCACUGUCGGCUCGCCCGAGGGACUCGCCGCCGGCGCCACCGGUGGAGCGGGAGGCAAGACCGUGUACCCGAAGUCGACCAGCGAGCUCGUCUCGUACCUCGCGUCCAGCGAGCCGCUUGUGGUCGUGCUGAACAAGACGUUCGACUUCCGAGGCACGGAGGGCACCACCACGGAGACGGGUUGCCGUCCGGACUACACUCGCGAGUGCAUGGCCAAGAACAACGGCUACAAGAGCCAGGAUGUGAUCAUCCAGGGCGGCAACAUGGCGACCACGGGCGGCUGCACUGGUGGCACCAAGGUGAAGAUCACAUACGACAACGCAGCUCUCAAGCGCAUGACUGUUACCGGCAACAAGACCAUCCGUGGCAUCGGCAAGAGCGGCGUCAUCAAGGGCAAGGGUCUCACGCUCAACGGCAACAACAUCAUUAUCCAGAACGUCCACAUCACGGAGCUCAACCGACACCUCGUCUGGGGUGGCGACGCCAUCUACCUCCAGGGUCUGGACCACGGCAAAACCGCCAUGAAGAACAUUUGGCUCGACCACAUCAAGAUCUCGCGUGUCGGUCGCCAGUUCAUCACGACCAACAAGGCCAGUACCGACUCCAUGACCAUCAGUAACUCGGACUUCGACGGCAACACCGACUACUCGGCGUCGUGCGACGGCCACCACUACUGGUCGUUCAUCUUCUACGGCGUGACCAAGUUCAGCAUGCUCAACAACUACAUCCACGGCACGUCGGGCCGCUCGCCCAAGAUCGGUGGCGACAGCGCUGCAAAGGUCGUCGCGCACGUCGCCAACAACUUCUGGGGCAACAACACGGGCCACUCGUUCGAGAUCGGCGCCAACGCCUGGGUGCUUGCGGAGGGCAACUACUUCAGCAACACCAAGAUGCCGAUGUACACCGGUAAGGACGGUGCUCUGUACGCCGCGACCGGAGGUGACGAGUGCAAGAACUACAUCGGCCGUUCGUGCGAGGCCAACAAGGUGGUGGACAGCGGUGCUUUCACGUCCCGUAACGGUGGAACUGCGCUGAACACGAUCAAGUCCGUUUCCACGUUUGUGAAGUACAAGCCGUCGACCGGCUCGCAGCAGCAGCAGCAGCCUUCCAAGGGCAACGGCUCGCAGCAGCAGUCCCAGACGGGCGAGUCCGAGGAGCAGCAGCAGCAACAGCACAGUGGCAGUCAGCAGCAGGACCAGGGCUCGAGGAAGCUGGCUGUCCAGACGAGCAACCUGGAGAAGGAGUGGCAGCAGACCACCGGCAACUUCGGCGUCGGUAAGCUGGACUAA
Messenger RNA from Phytophthora sojae, 1350 nucleotides. RefSeq lists its product as hypothetical. The record is from RefSeq and is a predicted model, not a curated record. Bases 1 to 1350 code for a protein of 449 amino acids. The transcript has 3 exons. Lineage: Eukaryota; Oomycota; Peronosporomycetes; Peronosporales; Peronosporaceae. Gene Ontology annotation, molecular function: pectate lyase activity.